GUUCAUAUCCAAUCCAUCACCCCUGUCCUGUCCAAUCCAUCACCCCCGUCCUGUCCAAUAAAAACAAAUCAUCACCAAAAAAGAAAACAAAAAACCAAAAGGAACGGUCAUCCCAUGUUCAACCGCAUUCUACUCGGCAAAAAGCUUCCGAAGUACUCUGAUGAAGCGUUCUACCCCUCACAAACAGCACCAAAAAAGGCGGUAAUAGGUAAACACGAUAACAGUGCCAUAUUCUGUGAAUACAUGUGCAACAAUGAUGCGCGGUUGAGUGUUAAGAGCCUGAGGCAGAUGAGCAACGAAUGGCGGUUCGGUGUGUAUGUGAAGGCGUUGGGAGUGAGCGGAAGUGUUUUGUGCUACGGGGUGGUGAGGGCGUAUGAUCGAAUGGUGGUGGGAUGGUUGGUUGAUGAGUGUAGGGGUAGGGUGAGUGUGGAUAGGGAGGGUGUGGUUGAGAAGGACGUGUUUAAGAUUUAUAAGUGUGUGAUGGAGGAGUAUUAUAGUAGAUAUGGUGAAAAGGGGGGUGAUGAUGAGAAGAGUGGAGAGAAGAGUGGAGAGAAGAGUGGAGAGAAGAGUGGAGGGAAGAGUGGAGAGAAGAGUGGAGAGAAGAGUGGAGGGAAGAGUGGAGAGAAGAGUGGAGGGAAGAGUGGGGAGAAGAGUGGAGGGAAGAGUGGAGGGAAGAGUGGAGAGAAGAGUGGAGAGAAGAGUGGAGAGAAGAGUGGAGAGAAGAGUGGAGAGAAGAAUAGCAAAACUACUGAGAAAGCAAGCGGUCGAACGAAUAGCAAAACUACUGAGAAAGCAAAGGGUAGAACAAAGGAAAAAGCAAGCGAUGAAGAUCAGUACAACGCUCUCGUAAAAAAUGCAAAAGAUGACAAUCACUACAACAGUGAUGAUGCACUGGCCCUGCUUCCCAGCACAUUAUUCCACAAGCCACUAAUCAUUCUCAUAACAAAGGUGCUUGAUCUACCCCACAGCACACCAUCCCUCACCCUAUCUAUCAUAAGUUGCAUAGUUCUCGAUCUUAAGCUGCUAUUGUACCAGCACCAGAAAUACAUCACAAAGGAGAAUUACAACGUAUUCAUCAGAGAGUUGAUCUACACAGACGAUGCACUGUUUACAUACCUAGACGUUCUCAUCACACACAAAAUGAAUAGCAGCACAUUGAGCAACGUUGUAGCACGUGAGGGAAUGGACAUGAUCAGGUACGUAAGGUACCACCUGCUUGACAAGGAGAUAAACACCGAGGUGGUUGAUGUUAAUGAGAAGGUGAGUGUAAGGGAAGAGUACUUUGAUUUUCUGGUGGUUGAGAAUCAGAUGAUAGAGGCACAGGUGCACAUGAGAAAUACGUUUUUAGAGGAGAUCGGAGGACUGAGAGGGGAAAAUGAAAGGCUGAAGAGAGAACUUGAAAGGAUGAAGAGCGGAGAAAAUAAUUGAUGAAGAAUUAUCAUCUGGUAUGGCAGGGCGUUGCAGUCGGGAUAUUAUUUCUGUGUUCAUGUCUUGUGAUAGGACUUGUGUUAACAGUCUAAGCCACAGGAACAGAUCUAAUCGAACGGAAAUAGUGCAGGUCAAAGUAUGAAGGGCAGAAUACUAAUCAUUCCACGGACGCAUACCUAAACAACAGUGCUGAGAUAAACCGCUCAUUGAUCAGUUGAACGAUCACCAUCCCAGUGCGAGAUCAGAAUGUGAUUAUAACAGAGGUGCAUAGCACCUGUUGUUGAUCGUGGAAGCGAAGUAAUUUUGUAAUUCGUACACAUGGUGGUGGUUGGUAUUGAUCGUUUCAUGCGUUGCGAUGUUUAUAUAGAUGAUGAUGCAUAAAUGAACCUUAAAUAGGAGUGUAUUUAAGAAUAAAAAUAAGAUUUAACGUUGUAUUUAAGCAUCAAUGUAUAAAUAAUAAUACGUAGCAUAGAUUAAUAGCUCACAGCAAGAUGCGCUUAAACGACUACUACGUACCAACCUUGAG
Messenger RNA from Vavraia culicis subsp. floridensis, 1954 nucleotides. RefSeq lists its product as uncharacterized. The transcript has a single exon. The coding region runs from base 115 to 1428 and encodes 437 amino acids. The record is from RefSeq and is a predicted model, not a curated record. Lineage: Eukaryota; Fungi; Microsporidia; Pleistophoridae.